AUCUGGACUGAGCAGUGGAUGUGAAAAAAGUUUGGAGGUCUCGCUGAGAUCACUCCUCUCCAACUGGUUUAAUACAUGUUUUUUUUCCAUUUGGGGAGGCUUUUAGUUGGAGGUCCACAUCGGAAAUCAGUGUCUGUCUGAGUGUUUCCUCGGCUGUGAUUUCUCCAGUUUCUUUUUCUUUUCUUUUUUUUUUGUCCUGCAGGAAUACAGAGAGAAACAGGGAGAGAGAGAGCGAAAGAGAGAGAGAGAGAGGGGGAAACGGUCUGGCUGCUUGAAGAUUUGUUGCGACACCAAAACUUUGGCGACAUGAGCGCGCACGGCGGCGCGCCUCCGGCCGGGCAACAGAUCGUGCACGUCCGCGGGGACUCCCAGACGGAGCUGGAGGCCCUCUUCAGCGCUGUGAUGAACCCCAGCAAGGCGGCAAGACAGCCGUCCUCUCUGCCCAUGAGGAUGAGGAACCUGCCGGACUCCUUCUUCAGGCAGCCAGACUCCCGGGGCCACUCCAGACAAGCCAGUUCGGAUGGAGGUGUGUGCGGCUCCCUCACUCCUCAUCACGUCCGUGCCCAUUCCUCCCCUGCCUCCCUCCCAGUCAACUCCCUCUCCACUCAAGCAGCAGACGCGACGCCGAUCAUAACUGACGACGUUCCACUCCCCCAUGGCUGGGAGAUGGCAAAAACGCCUACUGGCCAACGUUACUUCCUCAAUCACCUGGAUAAGACAACCACUUGGCACGACCCCCGACUUUCGCAGCUUCAGUCGGCUGCAGCUCAGCAUCCUAUCUCUGGCACUCCGGUCCACGCCCACUCCCUCAGCAACCCAGCGCCCACUACGCAACCACAAAACAUCAAUCCAGAGACAGGUCCACUGCCUGAAGGCUGGGAGCAGGCUGUGACUGCAGAUGGAGAGGUGUACUACAUCGAUCACAUAAAUAAGACCACCGCAUGGGUCGACCCGCGUCUAGCCCAGAAGAUGAACCCUGGCAUCCUUGGCUUGGCACUGCAGCAAAGGCAGGAAAACGAAAGGCUCAGAUGCAAACAACAAGGCCUCCCUCCACAACUCACACCACAGGAGGCAGGAGGAAGGAACCAGAUGCCCGGCGGGAUGGACCAUGACAGGAACGCACAGACGCUUGUUCCGUCUCUAGAUGUCAGGAUCAGAGGCUCAAACCACGAACCUACACUUAAUGGCGCUCACUCUCGCAACGAAAGCACUGACAGCGGUCUGAGCGUCAGCAGCUUACCCCGCACGUCGGACCACAUGUUGAGCUCUGUGGAUCACAUGGACACUGGUGACUCUGGCGACAUCUCCGCGAUGACCUUACAGGACUCGAUGCCUGUGCUCCCGAUGUCUGAGGGUGAAGAGCUAAUGCCCUGCAUCCCCGAGGGUCUCAGUUCAGACCUUCUGAUGGACAUGGAGACAGUUCUCUCUGGGUCGCACAUGGACAGAGACAGCCUGCUCACCUGGCUAUAGACACACCCAGCACACUGCCCAAACGUGUUUUGACAUCAAAUCUUCGUACCGUGACUGAGAAUUCUGGAGAAUCAAAAGUGGAAGAGAACAACAUAACUGAGAGAACGUGCUACUGUUGUGUGAUGGAUACCUAACACUACUCGCACCCUGAGGAAAGACAAAACUCUGACUCUCACAGAGGGUGGUAAGCUGCUGGUAUUCUCCUCUUUUUGGGCCUGGUUUUACACAGAUGCUCCUUUCUUUUUAGUCAUCGACCUUAUAUGAUGCUCUGCACGUCUCUGACAGAGUGCACCAUAGCUAAUUUUAGAGGACAGAUUUAUUUUAUUAUCCCUACCUGGGUAAUAGUGUUUGCAGAAAACUGUGUCAUGUCAAUUAAGUUUGCAUGUAGCAGUUACAUAAAUGCAAGGAGACUUGUUAAAAUAACAUAGAAGUUGUAGUAAAGUAACAAAGUAUCAUAUCCACAUCCACAUUUCUUCAUAUAGCCUGUGGGAUAAAAGAGCAGCAUCUAGUGCUACUACCUCUAAGCAGCCUGUAAUUUGUUAUUUGUAAUGCACAUUCUCACAGUUGUCCAAACCAAGAGAGAGCAAGAGAUGAAUCAAAGAAUGUACUUGGAUAAACAUUACAUUGGUUGUCCCUGCUAAAAAAAAAAAGAAAAAGAAAAUCAUUCAUCAAAGCUCCUACCACUGCUACACAGAAACAUCUGGGUGGAGAGGACGCACCCUUGUGGUAAACCUGUAGAAGAAUAAGAACACUAACAAGAGUCCUUUUCACUCUGAAAUGUUAAAAAGUUAAAAUGCUCACAAACCAAUAAACUAUAUUAAAACCU
Messenger RNA from Micropterus salmoides (largemouth bass), 2296 nucleotides. Its product is annotated as transcriptional coactivator YAP1-like. Gene Ontology annotation, molecular function: protein binding; transcription coactivator activity; transcription corepressor activity. The coding region runs from base 307 to 1470 and encodes 387 amino acids. Gene Ontology annotation, cellular component: nucleus; cytoplasm. NCBI's taxonomy places the organism in Eukaryota, Metazoa, Chordata, Actinopteri, Centrarchiformes, Centrarchidae. The transcript is spliced from 9 exons. The record is from RefSeq and is a predicted model, not a curated record. Gene Ontology annotation, biological process: hippo signaling; positive regulation of transcription by RNA polymerase II.